Molecule: messenger RNA, 1230 nt
Organism: Truncatella angustata
Lineage: Eukaryota; Fungi; Ascomycota; Sordariomycetes; Amphisphaeriales; Sporocadaceae
Product: putative monooxygenase
Exons: 4
Coding region: 1-1230 (409 amino acids)
Molecular function (GO): FAD binding
Source: RefSeq, a predicted model, not a curated record
AUGACCUCCAAGAAACCGCAUAUUCUUAUUGUCGGCGCUGGGCUUGGUGGGUUAACCCUUGCCCAAGGUCUUCGCAGGAAUGGCAUCAGUUAUGAGAUAUUCGAACGCGAUGACGGCCCAGAUGCCCGACGACAAGGUUGGGCCAUUGGGCUACACAGUGUCCUCGAGGAAUUGCAAACAGGUGUCCCAGAUGAUCUGCCCUCUGUUGUGUCAAAUGUCAACCAUUUACAGCCGUUGAAGCUACCGCCCCAGUUCGUCAUGCAUGUGAGCGGUAGCCGCCUCGGUGUUACUGGUGGACCAGAUACGUUCGUACUCCGAGCCAGUCGGCAGCGCUUGCGCAAGUGGCUCUCCACCAACACUUCUAUUACAUAUGGCAAGCAAGCAGUCAGAAUCGAGGAGACAAAGGAUGCUGUCACCGUACAGUUUCAAGACGGUAGCUCCGCUUCGGGAGAUCUCAUGGUCGGCGCUGAUGGGAUAAACAGCCGCGUCCGAGAAUAUCUACUCGCUUGCGACAACGAAAAAACCCUAAAGACCCACCCCUUCGCAGUUGUUGUGGGCGAAACAACCGUCUCCGGUGCCGAGUUCGAGCGGCAGCUAGUCCUUGCUCAUAGCGCCUACUUGGCCGUCUCCGACGAUAGAACUCUGUCCAUCUUCGUUGGGCUCGACAAGGUCUCGGAAGACGGUAAAACAGGAAGUUAUUACUGGUUCUUCAUGAUCCCCGACGAGGAUACGGACAAACCUGACCAUUGGACAAAGCAUGCUUCGCAAGCAGAGCGACUUGAGAGAGUGUCUCAGUGCGCGAAAGCGUUCGAUGACCGUUUCACAGAAAUUUUAAAGCUUACGCCAGCCGAGGGCGUUCGCACUGAUGCAUUUUCGUUCCGAGACGCCGAGAUUGACGAACAGGAGCUGGUUUCUAGCAGUCGCGUGACCCUGUUGGGAGAUGCAGCUCAUCCUAUGGCUCCAUUCCGCGGUGAAGGAGGUGUACAUACCAUCCGCGAUGGUCUAAACCUGGCUGCGUGUAUAGCCAAAACCUGCAAUGGGGGAUACCCAACCAUUAACGAAGCAAUGAAGCGUUACCAACAGGAGAUGAUCACCCGUGGAUCUGAAGCCGUGCGACAGUCGAGAGGCCAAAUCCGCAGAGACCGCCAAGAGAACGAGCCAUGGAUGGUUUGGGGCCACCCGGCCAGACCUACACCAGAGGAAUCUCUGAAACUGGAAGAUUGUUCGUAG